AUGGAGGUACUCCAAAAAUUCGAGAACCGUUGCGAAAAAGUAUUGUGGAAGUUUCGGGAGAUCAAAGCGGCUCUCAGGUCUUCGGAUGUGCUUGAAGAGCGGGAAAUUAUCAACAAUCGCUUGCAUAAAGUUGCAAGUGGACUCCAGUCGGAGCUUUUUCCAAGAAUGGCGACGUAUCGAACGCGAGCGGCACAAGUGGGCGGAGCUGGCGGACGUGUUUACCCGCGACUCCACACCACUGGAAACUUUGCCACGCUUUACCACGGUACUUUCGAAUUGUGGACUUUCGAGGAUCGCGUGUUUUCUAAGAAGUCCUUUUUGAGCUAG
Messenger RNA from Caenorhabditis auriculariae, 327 nucleotides. The record is from the annotation of a GenBank genome assembly. NCBI's taxonomy places the organism in Eukaryota, Metazoa, Nematoda, Chromadorea, Rhabditida, Rhabditidae.